Messenger RNA from Anopheles coluzzii, 11179 nucleotides. It is a transcript of the gene Syp, whose product is annotated as heterogeneous nuclear ribonucleoprotein R. Lineage: Eukaryota; Metazoa; Arthropoda; Insecta; Diptera; Culicidae. Gene Ontology annotation, cellular component: ribonucleoprotein complex; nucleus. The transcript is spliced from 12 exons. The record is from RefSeq and is a predicted model, not a curated record. Bases 431 to 2116 code for a protein of 561 amino acids. Gene Ontology annotation, molecular function: mRNA binding.
GUACAGCAUCGGUUCCAAAUCUUUUUCGCGAUUGUCAUCUUCAUCUCCGGACCUGUCCUGCCGCUGCUGCUGCUGCUCCGGUGCAGCUUCAUUGUUUCCGAUGAAGUAAAUUGCAACGUGUGCGUGUGUGUGAGCAGAAAAGAGGAAAACGCAGGCUGGAUGGACAGAGCUUGAAGCAUUUCGAUCUGCAAGCAGGACGCGUGAAGUCAAGACGUGAAGCAAAAAAAAAACGAAAAGCGAUUUUAGUAAAAGACGAGGGCACGUUAGGUUUUGUGUUUUGUGCAAAAAAUUGUGUACCGAAGAGAUUUGAAGAGCAAGAGGAACGGAGUAAAUCAAGCGACAUUUUAACGAGCGAAAGGAGCGCGAUUGAAGACCAGUGCGAAGGAAGGCGAGGCGACAGAUACUGGCAUCCAACACACACAUUGCGACCAUGAAAAAGCGAUUGGAUAGGCUGCGCAAAUCUAAAAUGGCCGAAGGUAAUGGUGAGGUUGUAGAAGAGAUGGCAAAUCAAAAAUCAGGCGAGGGUGGCGACGGCGAACGAACGCAGGACUACUCAAAGCUGCUGGAAUAUGGACUACAUAAGAUGGUUGCCGGCCGGUUGGACGACAUCUACAAAACGGGCAAGCUGGCCCACUCGGAACUAGAUGAGCGGGCGUUGGAUGCGCUGAAGGAAUUCCAUGUAGAAGGUGCCUUGGACGUACUGGACCAGUUCCUAGACUCAAACCUCGAACAUGUGUCGAACAAAUCGGCGUUCCUCUGCGGUGUCAUGAAAACGUACAGACAAAAAGUGCGGGCCACGCAACAAGGACAACCGGCACCUGCAGUCACAGUACAAGCGAAGGGGCCCGACGAGGAGAAAAUUAAAGCAAUUCUCGAACGAACAGGCUACACAUUGGACGUCACCACAGGACAGCGCAAGUACGGUGGGCCACCGCCAAACUGGACGGGCAACACGCCCGGCAACGGUUGCGAGGUGUUCUGUGGCAAAAUACCAAAAGAUAUGUACGAGGACGAGCUGAUCCCGCUGUUCGAGAAGUGUGGCAAGAUCUGGGACCUCCGGCUAAUGAUGGACCCGAUGACCGGCACCAACCGGGGUUACGCCUUCGUUACCUUCACCUCACGGGAUGCGGCCUCGAACGCCGUACGGGAGCUCAAUAAUUAUGAAAUAAAGCCCGGCAAUUGUUUGAAAAUAAAUGUAAGCGUGCCGAAUCUGCGCCUCUUUGUAGGCAACAUACCUAAAUCUAAAGGAAAAGAAGAGAUUUUAGAUGAAUUUGGUAAACUAACAGCGGGACUUGUGGAGGUAAUUAUUUAUAGCUCACCAGACGACAAGAAAAAGAACCGAGGCUUCUGCUUCCUCGAGUACGAAUCACACAAGGCAGCCUCUUUGGCAAAGCGGCGACUAGGCACCGGACGGAUAAAGGUAUGGAAUUGUGAUAUAAUAGUAGACUGGGCAGACCCACAGGAGGAACCGGACGAACAAACGAUGAGCAAGGUCAAAGUAUUAUACGUACGAAACCUAACACAAGACACGAGCGAAGAAAAACUGAAGGAAAGCUUCGAACAGUUCGGCCGUGUUGAGCGAGUGAAGAAAAUUAAAGACUACGCAUUUGUUCACUUCGAGGAUCGCGACAAUGCCGUAAAAGCAAUGAAGGAUCUGGAUGGUAAAGAAGUCGGUGGAUCCAACAUAGAAGUAUCGCUAGCUAAGCCCCCGUCCGACAAAAAGAAAAAGGAAGAAAUACUACGAGCCCGCGAAAGGCGCAUGACUCAGUUUCUGCAAACUAGAAUAGGUUUGGUGAAUACGGUUCCAUCGUUUCCCAGUAUGUCGCCGCAGCAUGCUGGUAUGAUGCCGGGCGCAAUGCCACCGAUGCGAGUGCCGAGCGGACCGGGAGGUCCACGGGCUCCGAUGCGGGGCGGCCCAAUGGGCGGCCGGGGCGAGUACGCAAUCGGUAAACGCAAAUUCGAAGGAGGUCCUCACAAUCAAGGGGACAUCAAACGACGCUAUGGAGCAUUAGCAAAUUUUGGUAACAGCUGGGGCAGCCAACCAUUGCCCCAGCAGCCACUAGGAGCAAACGGUGGAGAGCAAUGGUAUACCGACACCUACUCGGCGUGGAGCUAAGCAAACUAUACACACACACACAAACAUACCCAACCCCCCACAACAUAACCCCCCCCCCUCCUCUCCCCCUUCUUCCCCAAUCAACAACUCAUACCCACCCCACCAACAUUAAGCUACGGUAAAGGCGCCUACUGACACAGCAAUAAACACAGAUGUUCGACGAAAACAAAGGCGGUGAUGCGUUUGGCAUAAAACGUAUUUCGGGAGGCGGCGCGUUUGAAGUAUGUUCAUUAUGUGCCCGACACCAAAUUCAACUCUUUCGCUCGGUCUUGAUUGAUCGACAAAGCACGGCUUACUCGAAACGUUAAAAACUUUGUUAAACAUUCGGAGAAGCAGUGACAGCGUGGAGAGGGUGAACCGCUUAAACCGAGCUAGAGACAGGAGAAUAGGAGCAGGGACUUGUGGUAUACAAAUAACUUUAGGCAAACAAAGCAACUGGCGAUUGGCGAUAAACUGGGGCACCACCAAUUGUGGAAGACUGUUGUGCCAGAAGCCGGAAGAAAGGGAAGAUAAAAAAAGGGAGUACAUUACAAAAUUAAGCAAAAACCGACUGAUUUUAUUUGUGGCAUUAUUCUAAUGACAAUUAUUCUCAAACUUAACGAAAUUCGUUCGAGCACAUUGAAAAUCGUAUAUUAGAAUAGAACUCAUUCGCAAAAAAAAUCUUCAAACAGCAGUGAGAUGGGUAAAAAAACGCGCGAAGAGAGCGAGAGAGAGAAAUGAAUGUUCUAAAGGAAUGAAAUUUGUGCUAAAAUUUAAAAUUUUACUAAAACAUGAAGACAGGGACAAAAAAACGUUGUGUAGCAGAUGAAGCAGCAGGUACCAGGGGUUAUUGUGUGCAUCAUUACAAAAAAAAGGGGGAAGGAACGCAAUCAUCAAACCGGGGGUCGAUUAGUUCAUGAUUUUCGUCAAAGUCGUCGUUCCCCUCUCGCACACCGCCAUCGUAAUUUUCACUUAAAGUUUUCUAUCAUCAAAUAAUACAUAUUUACUCCACGCUGAGAUAGGUAUAGUUAGAGGAUACGCGAGCCCAGCAAAACACUGGCACGAAACGCGUGCGUAGCAAUUCAAACAAGUAUGAUAAUGCAAGGAAACAAAACAAAAAAAAAUCGAGAUCUCCACCGUUUUACAAAAUCGAUAAUGGCAAGGAUGUAGUUUAUGUAGAUGUCGGGCGCAAAACAUAAAACCAACGCGGAAGAGUUGCUCCAGGGGCUUGAUUACCAAUAAUUUCUAAUUGCUUGUGUGUAAGAGGAGAAGAAAAGGGCCCGGUGGGCAGAGAAAACGGGAGGGAACCGUCACAAUGUAAACGAGAUGACGGCGUUGCAGCCAGUGUAAAGGAAUGGUUAAAUAAGCGUGAUUAAGAUUAUGUUCUUGAUUAUUUUCAUUUUUAAUUUCGGCGCUACUAUUUUUUUGGACAACAAAAGGGAAGCUGGCAGAAAAUGAAGAAACAAAACAAAAAAAGAAAUCCCAAACCUAGGAGAAAUGCAACAUCAGGGGACAGACAGAGAGAGAGAGAGAGAGAGAGAGAGAGAGAGAAAGAGAUGUGUGGUAAACGGGAGAAAAUAACGUCGGAAAACACAGUCAUUCUGUCAGGAGCACAUUUAUACACACAAGAAAGAGAAAAAAAAAUUGAAAAGCAAAACGCAAAACUCUAAUCGUGAUAGUAAGUGAAGGUCGAGCAUUCGAUUCGUGAAAGUUUUUUUUUUAAUAAUGUUUCGUUAGUAAAAAUCGUGAAAAGAGAAAAAAGUUUAUUUUGAGUUAUGUUGGAUUUGUUUUGUAUUGUUCUUGUUCCUCCAAUUUAAUUUUUCGAGACAAAACAAAGCGCAAAACAUUUUCUUGCGUAUUGAGACAAGUGUAUAUAUAGAGAGAGAGAGAGCGAAUGCUUAAAAAACGAAUCAAAUAAGGAGCGAUAGAGGGAGAGGGAGAGCAAAGUUAUCCGAUUGCGAAAUAUACGGUGUGCGAAAUCGUUGACGAUUUGAAAUAGACAACACCUCAAGUUUUUUGUUUUAAAAUCGUGUUUUGUUCUUUCCAGAAGAAUAUUUAUGUGUACAAUUCAGGCCAAUCGGUAAAAAAGUAUAAAGUGAAACUGACCUUAAAUCUGUGGUGUGUGAUAUAUUCGGAAAAAAUAUGAAGAAAUUUAGUUACGAAGAAGAAAACCCAGGAGGAGAAAGGGAAAACCCCCUCGGCAAAAACCAGUCACGGUAAAUAAUGUAAAAUAAUAUGCUAAAAAAACCCAUAGUGAAAGGGUAUAAAAAGUUGAUUCUAGGCUUAUUUUUGGUUGUAUAAGUUUAAACGUAAUGCAAAGUUAAAAAAAAGCAGGACUAAAAAGUGUGUAGACAAAAAAAACAAACAAACAGAAAGCAAAGUGAAUCAAGAAAGCAAAAUUAGUGUUCAAAUUUAUUAAGAAGAAUUGAAAUUAACAAUUUAAAAGUGAUUCAAUUGGUAAUGCUUCCUUUACGGGAGAGCAAGUAUUAUUUGGAUGAGGGAAAGAGAAAAGGAGACAGCGAGAGAGAGAGAAGGGAGAAGAGAAAAAACGUUAUUCUGUACUGGGUGCUUGAUUGGCCAACUAAAUUUAAACAAAACCUUUGGCUCGUAUUUCACGUAUUACUCUUUCGUUAUAUGUUUUCGGUAACUGUUGCCACCCGUCAAACCCUGACACUGUGAGGUUUUGCCAAGCGCGGUAUAAAAAUAUUAAACGAAGAAGAAAACUAAAAAACAAUCCCGUGUUCAUUAGAAUCAUUAGAAGCAAAAUUGUAUUCGAAAGCCAUGAUAACCGUUUUUUUUUUUCUUUUUGGCGAAAGCACAUUUUGGAUAAACGAUAAAAAUUAUGGUGCAAAAAAAGGAAACAAGUAAAAAGGAUAAAAGUGAUAGCGUUUGAUAAAAAAAAACAGUAAAAUACUCUUCAUAGACGAGUGCAGCAUAGUGCAAAAAAGUGCAAAAGGCAAAGUGAAAAGAAUGCGAGAAAAGAAUGCAGAAAAGGGAAUGAAAACUAUACACGAAGACAAUAUAUCAACAAAAACAAAGGAAAGAAAACAAGUGGUAUAAUUAAAGCGACACUUUAAACAAAUACGAUAACGAAGAAGCACAUCGUAAAGGCUUAACAACGGAUUAACUGAGGCAGGCAGAUGAAUUAACUUACAACUUUGAUUUCUGUGUGUGUUUUUUUUAUGUUUGUUAGGAAUGGCAGGAGAGAAAGCAAGGCAGAGGAGGAGAAGGGUAGGAGAUAUAGGAGGAAUCAAUGUUUGCAAUACACAAAUGAAUCACGCAAAGUGAAACGAAACAUUAAAAUUAUAAUUAUAUAUACACAUCAACACUCAAACACACACACGCAAAACGCCAACACGUAACUAAAAGAAUGCAUAACGAGUAUGUAAGCACACGUGAACACGGAGACGGUUCGGGGGUUUGUGGAUGAGCAGGCAAACAUCAUUAGAAUGUCCCAUAGCGUCGGGAAUGCUGCUGCUGCUGCUGCUGCUGCUACUACUGCCGCUGCCGCUGGAAUGUAGAAGGCUAAACACAGGCUGUUAGUUAUACGCGCGACACUAAUCCCAGCGAGAACGGCGAGAUUCAUUUUGUUUUCCUUUCCCAUUUUGUUAUAUCAAACGAAGUUGUACCCGUUGGCUUAGUCCACCAAUUUACAUACAAUAAAACUAGUAUCGCAGAACGCUGAACACGCUAACGCUACGAACGAACGAACGGAUGCGGGCAUAAGACCGGAGAGAACGGAUUAACAGCGACAAACGGAAACUAACGCAAUCGAACCUUAUCGACAAUUAGCAUUGUACUUUACAUUGGUAGUAUAAAACAAACAAAAAAUCCCUUACCGAUUGAUAGCAACAAAUAGCAACCAUUCAACAGUGUGACGUCAACUGCAGCAUAUGAACUAAAACAAUUAAAUAUCCUCAAUGUAGACAAACUGACGGUACCCGUGAGCGCACGAACACGAGAUGUGCAUACAAUAGGAGCAUAAAACACGGUACCGUAUACCGUUUAUUUCUACCCUAAUACUACAAUUUGUUUGAUUACCAUUUACUUUUAUUUUGUUGUUUACGUUACAUGAUAGCAACUGCCGAGUUUAUGUCCCCAUAUCAGUAUGUGUAUGUGGCCCCUGCCCGUCACAACAGUCAAUGCUUCUUAUCCGGACGCUACCUUACCUAGCUAAAGCAAUAUUUCAGUUAUCGACUUUUACAACGUUUGUGGAUUAUUCGACUAUUGCACAGUGCACAGAAGCUAUUAUUGGAAACGAAAAUAUUCUUCAAAACACGCAAAAAUCAUGGAGAAACAAAACUCUAAGCAAAAACAAUUUCAAUUCCACCACAAGCGAGAAACUUCUGCAGCAUGCAAACAAACAAAAAUCAAAUUACUUUAACGAAAUCCUGUAGCAGUAGAGAUUAAAAUUCGAAUAAAGCAUACUGUUAUUUAGAGUAAGGAAUCUGUAAAGUGAUAUAAGCGUAGGGAGGAAAAGAAAAGCCACAGCUAAACGUGUUUAACCCUCCCUCGUUACGGGGGAUGGAUGGUGGCAAAACACAGGCCCACUCUUGUAGGUGGCCUCUGUGUGUAGUGCCCUUGGGUAGAAGAUAAGAGACGAGACGCAGUGCUUUUAUUUCUAUUUCGUCUAUGCUACACUUAGUCGAUAAACGGGGCGCUGUCAAAGAGAGAAAAAAAAAGGAUACGUGUGGGGCUAGGAACGGACGGACUCGGAAGAUGUUCUAUGAUGAUGGUGCCCAAUAAUUGCGAGCUGCCUUAUAAAAGCAAAGUGGGAGUAAAGACUGAUUGAAAUAUAAACAAACAAACAAACAAAUAGCGGCUUCCGCCGUUGAGAGAUGAAGUGUAGGGAAGGACGGACCUGCCCCUGCCCAGUUUCUGAAGGUCCGUGUGCGCGUGUAGGUCAAAAUUAUUAUACAGAUAACAAAUUGUGUUCGGUUUAGGCUAGAGCUUACGUAGAACAGACACAGGGACACGAAUUUUGGUCCAACAUUCUAACCCUUAACAAUAGUUAUCCGCUAUCUCCGGUACUACAUGCAUGGGAUGUAACGAUCUGUCAUGCUCACUUUACAAUAUCGAUUAAAAUAUAGACGAAAAAGCCCUUUAAAGAAACUCAAACACAGCAACCAACAACCUUAAGCAACGUUGCGAACAAUUACAAAUAGAAAGAGACGAAACUUUUAACCUUCCUCAGAGCUUAUGGUAGUGCAGAACUUUUAACCUUUAAGCGGUAAAACGGUUGUUGAUGAAACAGAAUUUUCAAAUAGCAUGCAUCACUCGAGGUCAAAUUCUCUUUCACAGUAAUCUACACAUACAUCAUACUCCACGACUAGUGCACGGACGGUUAUUAGGAAUUAUGCGUAGGAGUGAGGAAAAACGGAGGAAAAACGGAGGAGGAAAAAAGAUUAGUAACAAAAGGAUAAAUUAUGCAAUAUAUUGAAUGUUUAUUUUAUGUUAUUACUUUUAUUAGUAUGGUAAUCCUUUAACGGUAAACGUUGCUGGCUAAGCUUAAGGUUGGACAGAUUUGAUCCAGUUAAGGCAGUUUAUUCGGACACCACUACAUAGAGCCCGGGGACCAUCUUUGAACACUUUGAAAUCAAUUCGACACGAUCAUUUCAGCUAGAUCCAGCAAACACACACACACAUGGAGUUCAAUUAUAACGCAUAAGACACACCCACAAUCAUUUAAUUAUGCUUUAGAAGGACAUAGUCUCUUUUAUAUUAUUUUAUUUUAUUUUUUUGUUAGAACUGUUUUAUCCAUUAAUUUUGGGUUCAACAGUAACUGUGACUGUUGUGCUGCAGUGCUCCUACAUCCUUCGUAUAUAGAUAUUCGUAAACACGGAAGGGAAAUUUUCAAACGCUUAAAAAACCUGUUGAGUUGUGUGAUUUUUCUACAUUGUUUUCUUUAUUUGCUUUUUUUCGUUUGUUUGUUUGUUUCGUUUUUGCGUCUAAACAUGCGCUCGCUCACAGGCCUUUUUGUUGUACUCUAGUGUACUAGCUAUUUACUAUCGUUAUUAGUUUGUUCUAUUACUCACACAUUUGUUUAAUGUGAUAGCUUCGUUUAAACGGCGGACAAUUUGUUGCGUUCCGCAGUUUUGUAGUAACAGUUUUUCCUAUCUUUUUUGUUUUGUUUAAUUUUUCUAUUUUUUUUUUUCGUUGCUCGGUCUGGUUCCAUUAUGUUACAACUAAAAGGCAAUGAAGUAUCAAAAUGGUGUUUCACUCCUGUCGACCCAAAUCGGAAUAUUUCAUUUAAAACUGGGCUAGAAAAUUUCCCUUCCACCCUUUUUUUUUGUUUGAUUUGAUUUGUUUUAGCAAAAUAAGUAAAUAAUCAACUAUCAUUCAGCUCCAGCAGAUUGACGCAUGAAAACUACACCCCGGUUUUUUAAGCAAAGUAGAGAACGACUCGAAAGCACUAAGCUUACACAUUGCCCAUUUUUUGUGUGUGUUAAAUUCGUACUUUUUACUACAUCGCUAUAUAAUCGGCUAGAAUUUAAUUAUUGAAUGUUACACAUUGCUCUAACUAAUAUAGUUCUUACGGUUCAAACCCAGCAUCAUCUAAUACUGUACCAGCUGCAGGCAAAGAGUAACAGCAACAUAUAACGUAUAACAUGAAUCCGGCUCGAUUGUUACUACUGACCCUUACAUACAUAGUGACGCUCAAGUUUGCGAAAAGCUACGAUCAAAAUGCUGCCGUUAUAAUUUAUAUUGUUUGAAUUUUACAUCUUACUCUUCCACCCAGAAAUGGGAGAAAUUUUAUGUUUUAGAUAAAGAAGAACAAAAAAACACCCCACGCGCCCUACGCGACCGUUGAUUUUGUGUGUUUUCACUUUAUUUUCAUUCUCAUGUAAGAAUAUACUAGCUCAGCAGCAGUUGUUCCGGUGUGUGAGGAAGGUCAGGUCAGCUGGUUAGUGCGCAGAAAAACCGUGCGUGCGUAGAAGCUCCGAUGCAACAAAAGUUUAGUUAGCGAAACGUUGCUAUAGAAACGAAUCCGCCAGCAAAAGCACAUUUAAACAGAAAAUAUGCCCGGAUGACACAGGAAUUAAUACCUUUUUCGUAAAAUAGCAGAUUAUUUUUAAGAUUGCUCCAUUUAUUGUGCAUAAAUAAAACUUUUAAAUGUAACCAAAUCUAUUACACACAAAAAAAAGUUGACGUACACACACACACAUACACUACAAUAUUUUGAAUGGUUUUUUGUUUCCUUUCAUUUCUUUCCUCAAUAUUAUAACAUUUACUCAAGCAAUCAGAACACUCGAAAGCUCCUUUCGAAAUAGAGCAGUUUCUUUCAAUUCACCCGCUGUUUUUCCUUUCUUUGAAUAAGCAUUUAUCUUAAGUUUGCCCUCCUCCGCAUCAACCGAUUGUGUGUUGAACCGUGUUCUAAGUGUAGUAGUAGUAAGACACAAAAUUGAAGCAAUAGUUGUGAGAACAUCUACAAUCGCACUAAGACAUAGUUGGAUUGUUAUUGAUAGAAUGAUAGAAUUCGGAUAAACAUAACUCAACGCAUCCUUCAAAACCCUUCGCAAACGUACACACAUACACAUACAUACAUAGCAGAACGCAGAAAUUAGCGAUAUGGUUCGUUCGUGUUCCGUUUGUUCUCAAAAAUCCACCGCCCAGCCCAAAAGUGUGGGAAAGUGACACCGUUUUCCCAACCCCAUUUGCCGUUCGUCUUUCAUACAAGUAGAAAAACAUGCCCGAUAAACCCCCGUUUUUUGCAUACAACCGAAAGCGGACAGAAAGCGCAAAGAGCAGCAACAGUUCAUGUUUCCCUUGAUUGUAUAAACUAAAACCAAACAGUAAAGUAACAACCACUACCAACGUAAACUACGAACCCACCACGCCGGGGGCUCCACGUGGGCUCCCCUAUCGGUGGCUACUAGAUGCUACUAGAAGGCCAGAAAGGAAGGCUAAGGACUCCGUUCGAGUUGAAUUUAACCAUCCCGCCCAUCACGACGUUGCGCCAUUUUUUUUUUUUUUUUUGUAGUAGCUUCUUUUUUGCAUCCUAUAUAUUAUCCGUUUUUCACAAACGACGACACAGCCUUUGUUGCUCUAUUCCGGUCGUAAGAAAGGGACACACAAGCUCGUUAUGCCAUUACCGAAACACCGCAUGGCGCGACUGCCACUAAGCUAUAUAUGUAUAACUUGUAAGGAAUCGAAGCAACCACAGCCCGCUGGUGGGGGGGGGGGGUGUGCAGUGAUCGCGUACCAACGUGGACCGAUGUUACACGCCUAAUUUCGCAAACAUUUCGACAUUCGUUUUCCGGUGUACCGAAGCUCUUGCGCGGAGUUUCGGAGCGGCCCCGGCCACAUCGCUCUAGCUACACGAUAAUAUCCUUGUAAUAAGCAAUACCGACGGAGAGGGCAUACCACUGAUGGGAUGAACUCAUCAUUUGAGCAGUUAGUUUAUCAGUUUUCGUUGAACGGUUUUUUGGUUAGCUGGAAGGUUUGAAGGUAGACUGAAAGUCUGCGAGCAAAAACACCACGAAAGAUUGAGAAGAAAAAGAGAACAAAAAGCUUAAAACAGAAACAAAAGAAGAAGAAAAAAAUACGUUAAAAUAAGCUCAAUCCACCACCACACUCACGGAUGAAGAAUGGCUGCAACAAAAAAAGAAAAGAAAAAAGAAAACACCCAAUGACCACAAUCAAUGGUGCCGGGAGCGAGAGAGACACACAGAGAAAGAGAGGGCGUACGGUAGAAUUGAUAACCGGAAUCCGAACGUGUUUGGACGAUUGGUCACACUGCAGAACCACAUCAUACUCCGACAACCGAUCAGUCGCAGGCAGGCAGGCAGUUGUUGUAUGGGGAGCCAGAUAGGAUGCGUUUUUUUAAGAUAAAAGGGCAGUAAUAGGGAUCGGUUGCGUGGAGGAGAGUUGAAGGAGGAGCAAAAAAAACGGUGGAGAAGAUAGGAGCGCAGGACUAGGAAGGAAGGAACACAGGUGAGAAAGAGAGAGACAGAGAGAGCAGACACAGGCCGUAGAGGAAUAGUUAGGGAAGGACAGAAAUAAAAGGAAAACAUCAACCACCUUUGUAACUGCUCUAUAUACGAAAGAAAACUAAAAAUAAAAAAUAAAUGUUAUAAUAAUCGA